Messenger RNA from Athene cunicularia (burrowing owl), 411 nucleotides. RefSeq names its product transmembrane channel-like protein 3. The record is from RefSeq and is a predicted model, not a curated record. The coding region runs from base 1 to 411 and encodes 136 amino acids. The transcript has 6 exons. Gene Ontology annotation, molecular function: mechanosensitive monoatomic ion channel activity. Lineage: Eukaryota; Metazoa; Chordata; Aves; Strigiformes; Strigidae. Gene Ontology annotation, cellular component: plasma membrane.
AUGGUUGUGUUGGAGCUUACUUUGUAUGUGUCUAUUAUAGCACUUAUUCCACAAUUGAUUGUGUCACAAAAAAUCAGGGCAGUGACUAUAAGCUUAAGAAUUAUUGCAAACAUCCUUGUGCUCCUCUCACUUGCUGGAAGUAUUUACAUCAUAUACUUUGUUGUGGAUCGAUCCCAAAGGUUAGAGCGCGCCAAAAAGGAAUUGACUCUUUGGGAAAAAAAUGAGGUAAGUGUAGUUGUGUCACUGAUCACAAUGAUUGCACCCUCUGCUUUUGAACUUGUGGCGGCUCUGGAGAUGUAUCACCCAAGGACUACUCUUCGCUUCCAGCUUGCCAGGGUUCUUGUUCUAUACCUGGGAAACCUCUACAGUUUAAUCAUUGCUCUCCUGGAUAAGGUGGACAGCAAAACCUGA